Molecule: messenger RNA, 966 nt
Organism: Rotaria socialis
Lineage: Eukaryota; Metazoa; Rotifera; Eurotatoria; Philodinida; Philodinidae
Source: the annotation of a GenBank genome assembly
AUGCAUAUAGGUCGGAAUUCUGCGAUGUGCUUUGCAUUAUGGUCUUUGGCAGGACUUUUUCUGUUUGUGAUAAUUGAAUUGGAUUGGAAGAAUGAAAACCGAAAAAUAGUUUAUACUGCUCUAAAUUCAUUCCAAAUUAAUAGAGGCAACUCUAAUGAACAUGAAAAGUAUCAAGUGGAGUUGGAUAAUGACGUGAUCUUCUUAAUUAUGACAGGUAAACCGCAUCAGGAUCGUCGAGUUUCGUUGCAACAGCAAACUUGGAUGCAGUAUACAGCCAAGACGUUUAUAUUCAGUGAAACAGCAAGCACGCUAUUGCCUUUGAUAGUACUUCCUAACAUUAGCGAUUCGUAUGCUACUGCUGGUCCUAAGUUUUGGGAUGCCUUACAAUGGGCUUGGAAAAAAUUCGGUCAUAAAACAAAAUGGUUUGUUAAAAUAGAUGACGAUACAUUUGUUAAUGUCCAGGAAGUAUGGAAGCUAUUGAAAAGAAAAGAUGCCACAAAACUUCGCGUAGUUGGACGAUGCGCAGUGUUUUCGCCUCCAAAGUCGGACAUCCCGAAGGGAGGAUUGCCAAACGAAUGGACUUUUGUGGACGGAGGGGCUGGUAUGUUUAUUAAUAGCUAUACCAUGCAGCUACUAAAUGCUUAUGGCUUUCUAAACAAAUCUAAUGUCCUACAGCGCCAUGGUGAAAAACUUUUUGAAGUUCAGGAUACAGUUUUUGGGGAAAUCCUCACAGAAAUUGCGCAUAGAGAAGCAUAUCGCCAUAAAAUAAACUUCACUUCACCGUUCGACUGCGAAAAUGAACGCUUACAGCAUGCAUGCAACCCGAAUCAUUUUGAAACAACGCACUGCUUGAAAUUGCCAUGCGUCACACUGCAUAGGUGUAGAGAACAAUUGAUGUUAUAUUGGCAUGAACAAUUUCACUCCAACAUUCCAAGUCCCCAAAGUAGCACAGAGGAGAAUAAAUAA